CUUACGGCCCCAAUCUACAUUGGGUUAUAUAAUUCCCAUGCUAUAUAUACCUGCUGUAUCUAUCUAUGCAGUAUACAGCUGUCUGCCAUUCAACUCUAUAUCUGCAUCCUAUCUGGACAAUCCACUGGUAAAGAUGAAAACCACAUUCAUAAUCGCCUUGGCCUUUUUGCUCGUUGUGGGAUCCUCCGGCCUGGCAUGUAACAAGUGCAUGAACUCAUUCCGCAGGUGUCUGCCUCAUUGUCUAGCGGUCCCAGCGCAAAACCGCUGCUUUUGUACACGUAUAUGCUACAAGGCUGCACUCCUCUGUACUACCGCAUGCGCAAAUGUUGCUGGAUUCAAACAACUGAUUGAAGCUCUUGACGACUGAUCAUCACACAGAUAUUUGUUUCAUCAACACUUUUAAACGAAGCAACUAAAAUAAUAAACUAUAUUUCUGUUCAAA
Pecten maximus is the source of this 442-nucleotide messenger RNA. RefSeq lists its product as uncharacterized. The transcript has 2 exons. The coding region runs from base 38 to 367 and encodes 109 amino acids. The record is from RefSeq and is a predicted model, not a curated record. NCBI's taxonomy places the organism in Eukaryota, Metazoa, Mollusca, Bivalvia, Pectinida, Pectinidae.